Messenger RNA from Cylas formicarius (sweet potato weevil), 401 nucleotides. RefSeq names its product cuticle protein CP14.6-like. Gene Ontology annotation, cellular component: chitin-based extracellular matrix. Lineage: Eukaryota; Metazoa; Arthropoda; Insecta; Coleoptera; Brentidae. The record is from RefSeq and is a predicted model, not a curated record. Bases 13 to 378 code for a protein of 121 amino acids. Gene Ontology annotation, molecular function: structural constituent of chitin-based larval cuticle. The transcript has 2 exons.
UUCGCAAUCGAGAUGCGUGCGCGGUGUUACCUAGUCAUCGUUACGAUCUUUUGUGUUCAAGUAUGUGUAUUGCAUCCCCAGAGGGGGAGCAAAAUUGCGCUGGCCACAGACAGGCGCACCCCAAACAGUUACUAUUUUAGUUACUAUACCGAUUACGGUAAUUUUCGUGAAGAAGAGGGUAUUAUCACGCCCGUGGGAAGUCAACAAGUUUUAAGGGUACGUGGCAAGUAUUAUUACACCGGCGACAAUGGUAAAAAGUACGAGACAAUUUACACCGCCGAUGAAAAUGGAUUUCGAGCUAAAACUAAGAUUAGCCAACUAACAUUGGCAGCUGAUUCUACUCUGCUAGCGAGCUUGGCUGGGGGUGGGUUGGGCUGAAUUCAUCUUGACUGUUGUUAAUA